AUGAAUCUGAAACUACUAAGUGAUUCCAAACAAGAAACAACAGUUGAAGACACGAUAACUAUCACUGAAUUAGUUCCACAAGAAUCUCCAGAUACCACUGUCUUGAUUGAAACACAAGAAGUUAAACCAAUAGAUGAAUCUGAAACUACUGUCGACAUAAUUAGUAAGAAAAAGAUUAUUAAACCCAAGAAAAAAUCUAUUGCUACUGAAGAAGUGAUUCCAAACAAGAGAACAACAGUUGAAGACACGAUAACUGUCACUGAAUUAGUUCCACAAGAAUCUCCAGAUACCACWGUCUUGAUUGAAACACAAGAAGUUAAACCAAUAGAUGAAUCUGAAACUACUGUCGACAUAAUUAGUAAGAAAAAGAUUAUUAAACCCAAGAAAAAKUCUAUUGCUACUGAAGAAGUGAUUCCAACGGAAGAGAUAUCAACAGUUGAAGACACGAUAACUAUCACUGAAUUAGUUCCACGAGAAUCUCCAGAUACCACUGCCUUGAUUGAAACACAAGAAGUUAAACCAAUAGAUGAAUCUGAAACUACUGUCGACAUAAUUAGUAAGAAAAAGAUUAUUAAACCCAAGAAAAAAUCUAUUGCUACUGAAGAAGUGAUUCCAAACAAGAGACACAACAAUACCACUGUCUUGAUUGAAACACAAGAAGUUAAACCAAUAGAUGAAUCUGAAACUACUGUCGACAUAAUUAGUAAGAAAAAGAUUAUUAAACCCAAGAAAAAAUCUAUUGCUACUGAAGAAGUGAUUCCAAAGGAAAGAAACAACAAUACCACUGUCUUGAUUGAAACACAAGAAGUUAAACCAAUAGAUGAAUCUGAAACUACUGUCGACAUAAUUAGUAAGAAAAAGAUUAUUAAACCCAAGAAAAAAUCUAUUGCUACUGAAGAAGUGAUUCCAAAGGAAGAGAUAUCAACAGUUGAAGACACGAUAUCUGUCACUGAAUUAGUUCCACAAGAAUCUCCAGAUACUUCAGUCUUGAUUGAAACACAAGAAGUUAAACCAAUAGAUGAAUCAGAAACUACUGUCGACAUAAUUAGUAAGAAAAAGAUUAUUAAACCUAAGAAAAAGUCUAUUGCUACUGAAGAAGUGAUUCCAACACAAGAAACACCAGUUGAAGACACGAUAACUAUCACUGAAUUAGUUCCACAAGAAUCUCCAGAUACCACUGUCUUGAUUGAAACACAAGAAGUUAAACCAAUAGAUGAAUCUGAAACUACUGUCGACAUAAUUAGUAAGAAAAAGAUUAUUAAACCCAAGAAAAAAUCUAUUGCUACUGAAGAAGUGAUUCCAAAGGAAGAGAUAUCAACAGUUGAAGACACGAUAUCUGUCACUGAAUUAGUUCCACAAGAAUCUCCAGAUACCACUGUCUUGAUUGAAACACAAGAAGUUAAACCAAUAGAUGAAUCUGAAACUACUGUCGACAUAAUUAAAGUGAUUCCAACAAAGAGAACAACAGUUGAAGACACGAUAACUAUCACUGAAUUAGUUCCACAAGAAUCUCCAGAUACCAUUGUCUUGAUUGAAACACAAGAAGUUAAACCAAUAGAUGAAUCUGAAACUACUGUCGACAUAAUUAGUAAGAAAAAGAUUAUUAAAACCAAGAAAAAAUCUAUUGCUACUGAAGAAGUGAUUCCACAACAAGAGACAACAACAGUUGAAGACACGAUAGCUGUCACUGAAUUAGUUCCACAAGAAUCUCCAGAUACCAUUGUCUUGAUUGAAACACAAGAAGUUAAACCAAUAGAUGAAUCUGAAACUACUGUCGACAUAAUUAAAGUAAUUCYACAAMAARAGACAACAACAGUUGAAGAKACUAUAGCUGUCACUGAAUUAGUUCCACAAGAAUCUCCAGAUACCAUUGUCUUGAUUGAAAAACAAGAAGUUAAACCAAUAGAUGAAUCUGAAACUACUGUCGACAUAAUUAAAGURAUUCCACAACAAGAGACAACAGUUGAGGAUACGAUAGCUAUCACUGAAUUAGUUCCAAARGAAACUGCAGAUACCAUUGAAUUGAUUGAAAAAYYAGAAGUUAAACCAAUAGAUGAAUCUGAAACUACAGUCGACGUAAUUAGUAAGAAAAAGAUUAUAAAACCGAAACGUAAAUCUAUUGCAACAGAAGAAGUAAUUCCACAACAAGAGACAACAACAGUUGAAGACACUAUAGCUGUCACUGAAUUAGUUCCAAAAGAAACUCMAGAUACCAUUGAAUUGAUUGAAAAACCAGAUGAUAAACCAAUAGAUGAAUCUGAAACUACAGUCGACGUAAUUAGUAAGAAAAAGAUAAUAAAACCGAAACGAAAAUCAAUUGCAACUGAAGAAGUGAUUCCACAACAAGAGACAACAGUUGAGGAUAAGAUAGCUAUCACUGAAUUAGUUCCAAAGGAAACUGCAGAUACCAUUGAAUUGAUUGAAAAACCAGAUGUUAAACCAAUAGAUGAAACAGAAUUUACUGUUGAUAUCAGUAAGAAAAAGAUAAUAAAACCGAAACGAAAAUCWAUUGCAACUGAAGAAGUAAUUCCACAACAAGAGACAACAACAGUUGAAGACACUAUAGCUGUCACUGAAUUAGUUCCAAAAGAAACUACAGAUACCAUUGAAUUGAUUGAAAAACCAGAAGACAAAACAAUAGAUGAAUCUGAAACUACWGUCGACGUAAUUAGUAAGAAAAAGAUUAUAAAACCGAAACGUAAAUCUAUUGCAACAGAAGAAGUAAUUCCACAACAAGAGACAACAACAGUUGAAGACACUAUAGCUGUCACUGAAUUAGUUCCAAAGAAACUGCAGAUACCAUUGAAUUGA
This is a messenger RNA of Oppia nitens, 2811 nucleotides long. Its product is annotated as titin-like. NCBI's taxonomy places the organism in Eukaryota, Metazoa, Arthropoda, Arachnida, Sarcoptiformes, Oppiidae. The record is from RefSeq and is a predicted model, not a curated record. Bases 1 to 2811 code for a protein of 936 amino acids. The transcript has 7 exons.